Molecule: messenger RNA, 1098 nt
Organism: Sorghum bicolor (sorghum)
Lineage: Eukaryota; Viridiplantae; Streptophyta; Magnoliopsida; Poales; Poaceae
Product: photosystem I chlorophyll a/b-binding protein 2, chloroplastic
Exons: 5
Coding region: 76-867 (263 amino acids)
Biological process (GO): photosynthesis, light harvesting in photosystem I; response to light stimulus
Cellular component (GO): membrane
Source: RefSeq, a predicted model, not a curated record
CGCCGCGAGAUCCCUUAAACUGCCGCGCACCGCCCACCACACAGCUCCCAACGCUCUCCAACGCCACACAGCUCAAUGGCACUCGUCUCCGCCUCCUCGUCCUCCACCACCGCCGUCGCGGCGCUCCCCAGGAAUGGGCAGCAGCGCGCGUCGUCGACGUCCUUCCUCGGCGGCAAGACGCUGCUGAGGCAGGCCACCGAGGCGGCCCGGCCGUCGUUCGCCGUGCGCGCCGCGGCGGACCCCGACAGGCCGAUCUGGUUCCCCGGCAGCACCCCUCCCCCGUGGCUCGACGGCAGCCUUCCGGGCGACUUCGGCUUUGAUCCCUGGGGCCUCGGAUCUGACCCGGAGAGCCUGCGGUGGAACGUGCAGGCGGAGCUGGUGCACUGCCGGUGGGCGAUGCUCGGCGCGGCGGGCAUCUUCAUCCCGGAGUUCCUGACCAAGAUCGGCAUCCUCAACACGCCCUUCUGGUACACCGCCGGCGAGCAGCAGUACUUCACCGACACCACCACCCUCUUCAUCAUCGAGCUCAUCCUCAUCGGCUGGGCCGAGGGCCGCCGCUGGGCUGACAUCAUCAAGCCCGGAAGCGUCAACACUGACCCCAUCUUCCCCAGCAACAAGCUCACCGGCACCGACGUCGGGUACCCUGGUGGCCUGUGGUUUGACCCACUCGGCUGGGGCUCCGGCUCGCCGGAGAAGAUCAAGGAGCUGCGCACCAAGGAGAUCAAGAACGGACGCCUCGCCAUGCUCGCCGUCAUGGGCGCCUGGUUCCAGGCCGAGUACACCGGCACUGGCCCCAUCGACAACCUCUUCGCCCACCUCGCCGACCCCGGCCACGCCACCAUCUUCCAGGCCUUCACCCCUAAAUGAGGUUUAGCAUUAUUGAGGAGUGCUACCGCACAUGCAUUGUUAGGUUGAUGGCCGAUAUGAAACUUCAUUUUUUUGUGGGGGCGGACUGCGGAGUAGACUGUCAAUGAUGAUGGAAUGUUCGUGGUGCGAUGCAUGGUGUACUUGUACUAUGUUGUAAACCAAUGUAAAAAUGGGAUACUCGUUAGAUAAUAUGUCCUCUCUUCACUGAAUCAAUGGCUUGAUGAUGAUGAU